Acaulospora morrowiae is the source of this 828-nucleotide messenger RNA. The record is from the annotation of a GenBank genome assembly. Lineage: Eukaryota; Fungi; Glomeromycota; Glomeromycetes; Diversisporales; Acaulosporaceae.
AUGUAUUCAACGCCCUUGAGAACACCCUCUUCCAAACCUCUCAGAGACCUUUCGAUUAACCGCGUUAACAAUGCGGGUAAAAUCAGUAAUAAUAUCAAUGAGUCAUCCACAAUUCCGACAAGUCCGAACGAUUUCACGUUUAAAAAAGUAGAGUUUAAUUGUGAAGAAAACAAACAAAAGAUUAUAUUAUUUGAAGAAUUUUUAAAUAAUUAUGUAAAUACGGCCAAGAAUAAUUUGUCUAUAAAAAAGCAACAAUGGCAGAGUAGCCUCGCGUUGGAUAGAGGAAACAUCACUCGAUAUACCGAGGACAUCAAGUCUUUAGAGAAAAAACAAAAAGACUUGAUCACAACUCUCGAAAAAGAGAAGAAAGAACUGUACAAGAUACAAACAGAAAUUUCGAAUUUAAAAAACGAAGAACUUAUGAAGAACGAACGGAAGAAUACUUUGUUGAAACAAAUCGAAACUGUCAAGAAAAAUAUUCAAAAGCAACGUGAUGUUCUAGCCGAAAAGCAGGUGUCAUUGGAAUUACAAUUAUCAAAAAACGAACCGGAAUUAAAACUAUUCGAAGAUAGGUUGGCCUUGACAAUGGAAGGAGUACGAGACGAUGCGAUAACAUUUACAUUCACAUGUGUGUACGAGAAUGAUUCAUCCCGCCCAUGUUCAUUUACCAUAGAUGUAGGCGAGACGAAAUAUACCGUUUUCGACUGUAAUCCACCACUUGAUCAAGUGUUGGAAGAACUGGUAUCGCAUCUGAAUAGUUCACGUGAUUUCUUCUCUUUUAUAAAGAGGAUGCGACAAGCUUUCCGCAAGAAAGCACAAGAAGCAUGA